Molecule: messenger RNA, 2419 nt
Organism: Paramormyrops kingsleyae
Lineage: Eukaryota; Metazoa; Chordata; Actinopteri; Osteoglossiformes; Mormyridae
Gene: scn3b
Product: sodium channel, voltage-gated, type III, beta
Biological process (GO): regulation of DNA-templated transcription; regulation of sodium ion transmembrane transporter activity; regulation of heart rate by cardiac conduction
Cellular component (GO): voltage-gated sodium channel complex
Molecular function (GO): DNA-binding transcription factor activity; copper ion binding; transmembrane transporter binding
Source: RefSeq, a predicted model, not a curated record
UUUGGAGCAUGUACAAGUGGCAGCGCCGGCGACGCAUGCGCACAAGGAGAACAUUCUGCACACGUUAAGUGGCUGAGCGCUUACGCCAGAGACAAAGAGCGAACUGUUCAGCGGGAGACUUACUCUUCGGAUUUGUUUUUCUUUUUCACUGAAACUGAUGAAAUUUUAUAGAAGCUGUGUUUUUUUUUGCUCAUUAUUCUACAUUAUUUCUAAAUAAAUCUUUUUGUUUUCAUUAACGGAGAUCGGCUUUUGGUCAGUUUGAACGCGAGUGCUCUAUUCUCCAUAAUCACUACAUUUCUAAUUGCUAUUGCGCACUUGAAGUGCAUAGAUCUAGUUUUUCCAUUCGCCAUGGAAACAGUGUGCCAAUAUAACCUGAAAAAACGGCUAUGAAAAUAGAAGUACUGCACUGGCGAAUUUAUUGCAAAAUUCUAAUGAAAGGAAAAACGGUGAUUUUGAUUCGUCAGUGAACGAUGGCUUUAUUUUAAAUAAUGAUGGCAUAGUACCACUCUGAUUUAAAAAUAGAGUAGAAGAAUAGAAGUCUCCCGAACUGGUACUUUUAAGUUAUUUUUAUUUUUCCAACAAGUAACGAGCGGCUGGAGGCGCUCUCCGUGGUGCUGAGGAAGAAAUUGCGCUCUCCUGUUGAUUUGAUGAGACUUUUUCAGACGACUGUUAAGCAAAUAUUUUAACGAAAGCCCAGUUUUACAGUCAGACGUAUCGUCCAUAAGCAGGGACCACAGAACCUGCAGCCGAGAGAUCAGCUUUUGCGCUUCUUAUUCCGCAAACAGGGAGAGUCUGACCGCGACGCUUCUUUCCCAGCAGAUCCGUGAAAAUGACAGAGACCAGGGCUGUCUUGUGCGCUCUCGUCGUGUUGAUCUUAGCGGUGCAGUUCUGCAGGCCCGUGUGCGUCGAGGUGCCAUCAGGAACGGAGGCCGUUGUUGGCACCUCCAUGAAGCUCACGUGCAUCUCCUGCUUGAGGAGAGAGGAGGUGAACACUGCAACGUAUGUCUCCUGGUACUACAUCAAGCCUGAUGAUGAGCCGAUCCAGAUCUUACAAUAUGACGGACGGCCUCAGGAGCUGGACACCCCAUGGAAGGGCCGCCUGGCAUGGAACGGAAGCAAGGACCUCCAGGAUGUGUCCAUCAGCAUCACCAACGUCACACUCAACGACUCAGGCAUCUACAAAUGUGAAGUGCUGCGGCAGUUUGUGUUUGACUUCUACAUGCCCUCCUUCACGAAAAGUAAGACAAUCAAGCUGGAGGUGAGAGAGAAAGCUAGCCAAGACACUACUGCUUUGUACUCCGAGAUCAUGAUGUAUGUCCUCCUGGUCUUCCUAACCUUCUGGCUGUUGGUGGAGAUGAUCUACUGCUACAGGAAGAUAUCGAAAUCCGACGAGCAGACGCAGGACAACGCGACAGACUACCUAGCCAUCCCAUCUGAAAAUAGAGAGAACCCGGGUGCUCCAGUAAUGGAAUAAAAAUACUGAUUUCUAAUUCAACUGGCGAGGAAGGAGGAGCUCGUGAAGAGACGUGCAUACAUGGUGUGAAAACUUACUGCCAAGCAGCUGGAAUUCAGCCCAGCUGCCCUUUUUCGUGUUUGUGACGUGCCGUGCAAAGAGAACCGCCUGCGGUCAGUCGAGUCACCCCCCCCCCCCGCCUAUUUCUCUGUCCGCGUGACCCUCUCGUAGCUUUUUUUCUCCGCUUUGUGACGCCGAGCUCCUCGCCAGUCACCUAGCAGUGUGUCCUCGGGGUUACAGAGGCUUUAAGACCUUCAGUGUUUCAUUUCAGUAUUCAGCUGAGCAUCAAUAUCAACUGGCUCCUCGUCCUCAGUUACGCGUGACGCAUAUAAAGGAAGUGUAUCUAAACACAAGCAAACUGCUGGCAUGAUAAGCUUUCCUUAAUCUGAAGUAAUCAUUUGUACCUGAUAACUAACGCUAUAUGACACUCCAUCCAAUCAUACAGGGGCAAACCUUAGCGUGAACCUAGCUAGAGUGUUUUCUUACUGUAUGUCCGGAUGGUUGUUUAUGCACUUGCCUUGUUUUCGUUCUGGCUGUUGGGGGGGGCUUUUGGCAGGUGAAGCGUGGGACAGACCCCAGCCAUCAUCUCUCUAUGUCUUUCGGCCCCCACCCAGCCCAGGGACACUGGAAGAAGUGAUGUAGGUCAACCUGAUCUGGGUCAGUAGCACUCAGGGGGAUGGGGGGCGAUGGCAGCCAUCAGCAGCUUGUCCUGCUGUAAUUAUUAAUCAGUGCUGAUUGUUACUCCCCUCGGACACCAGGAGGCAGUGUGGGGACGUGCAUCUUUUAAGUGCUACGCUGACAAACAAUUCUUGUAUGUCCAGAAUGGUUCUAUAAUUAAAAAUGUAUAACUUUGUUUCCCAUGUAUUCAUAUAAAAUAAUAAAAACCUUUUAAAUAUGCUGUUAUAA